AUGUUGCUUUUACUUGUAUCGAUUUUAGAAAAGUGUCGACCAAAGGAGCCCGAAUUAACUUUAGUGUUAGGCGGAGAUUAUAAUGACUUUCUUAGACAAAUGUUUUUCAAUAUGACACCGGUAGCGCUGAUAAAUGAAACGGAUUCUCGAUUUGAUGCCCUCGAGAAAUUUGCCAUGACAAGAUACUCCUAUCUAAUGUUACAAAGUUACAAUUUCGUUCAUUUUCUUCGAAAGGCGCAUCGUUUUGUGGUAGUAGCAUCUUCUCAACCUAUCCUGCGAUCUCUAUUACAGAGAAUAAAGGACUCGCCAUGGGCAAAUUCAGAGGGAUUUUAUAUCCUGGUCGACAGGCAGACUGAGACUCGAGGUUGUAUAAAUGCUCAUCCGUAUCUCUGGACAGCUUGGCAAUAUGACAUGCUCUCGGUCAUAUUUAUAUGCCUAGAUCCGGAUGAUAAUACUGUUCUUUACACAUAUAAUCCAUACUCGAACAGCACGCCAGAUAACUGGUACGAAGUAGGAUACGUCGACGGACGAGAGGGUCAUCCUUGGAUAAUAUUGAAGAGGAAAUUCAUAAACAAUGACGAUAUAUGUAUAAAUCUGGAUUUUGAUAAAACGAUUACUCUGAACAAUUACGAGCUUCGACUAAAUGUGAUUGAAAUGGAACCGUUUGUCAAAGUUAAUUUGAGUUUACCUGACAAGAAGAAAUUUCGCGGCGACAACAGUGAGAUCAUCCAAAUACUCUUGUAUAAGCUAAAGGCCAAUCUCAUGGUUUACAUUUCAAAUGACACUCCCGAUCAGCUGGGCGAUAUAGGAUCGAACGGUACUUUUGAAGGUUUGCUGGCCCCUGUGAGCGAUGGUAGAAUAGACGUAGCUAUGAAUGCAAGAGCUUUGGUUUCAUUGUGGAAAAUCAGACAUACAUACCCUCAUACGAGAUCAGGCCUCUGCGUGAUUGCGCAAGCAAAGAAUGAGCUCUCCGAGUUCAUGAAGAUAAUAAUGUUUCUGUCACCGGAAGUAAUGGCGGGAUUAAUCACGAUAUGUCUACUCACUUAUGCAAUUUUUACGCGAAUCGUGGGAUAUAUAAAAGCCGGACUAGAAGUGAUAAGACUCAUAAGCUGCGUAGGAUUUUUACAUUUGCCGAAAGUCGAUUCCACCAGAAUCUUCAUAUGCAUGGUGUUUAUUUUGUUCAUAAACAUAAAUGCUAUUUUCGAAAGUCACUUGUCAUCCUUGCUCACCUUACCGGUUUAUCAUCGUAAUAUCGACAGCAUAGAAAGUCUCAAGGAUGCUGGUUACACUUUAUACGGACCAUCGUUCUUCAACAACACGCUUGGCGAUCCCGUGCUUCAAUCGCGCUACAGGAUCGCCUCGUACGAUGAUUGUAAGGAGCAUGUCGAAAAUUCGUCGACCGCCGUAUGCGUCGGCGACUGCUACCACUUGUAUUACAGAAUCAAAGGUCAAAAAAAUCUCAUUAAAUCAAGAAUGCUGCGUGAGAUGAUACAAUCGUACGUCACCCGCGAAGAUUGGCCGCUGUAUCAACGGCUGAACGAUAUUAUACAACAGAUGAUGCAGGCCGGUUUGAUCAAGAAAUCUCGAGACGAAGUUCUCUCGGGGAUACAGCGCCAGAGAAAGAGAACAACCGCUUUAUACAGGAAAGGUUUCCAUGUGAUGUUACUGAAGCAGCUGGCGUUCAGUUUUUAUUUCCUUGUAUUUGGAUACGCUGUCGCAAUUGUAAUCUUCGCGCUGGAGAUGAUAAUCGGUGGCUCUGUUCCCAUAUGUCAAAAUUGGAAAGCGAUCGAGCAGAGAAAAAAGAACACGGAAAAGAUGAGAGGAAAAGCUGUAAUGAACAGUAAACUCUCGAUAUCAACUUGGCGUUAAAAAUAUCAAUUUAGUAGAUGAACGAGAGAUUCUUCAGUGAAGAAAUAAAUUGUCUGAAUAUUUUAUUAAUAUUACAUCGAUAGAGAACGAAAAUCGAGAACGAUCUACGUCGAAUGAAGUUUAAUUCCAAAUCUCUCACAUGUCAAAAGAAUUGGCAAAAUGUUUAUAUCGAAAUAGGGGAUGAAGAAGAAAAUCAGAUUUGCUGUUUAUUUAUGUCGAUUACACGAUACACAUUGAAGCAAAUUGCAGAAAAUAGGAAAGAAGGAAAUAGAAUAGAUGGAGGAAUGUGAGCAAGGUAUGAAUCGCAAGUACUCUCCUUAAUUUGGUCAAUAUUUUAUUUUAUUCCUUCAUUUUAGUUUAAACAAUUUGUUCAUUCGGGAGAUUCCCCGUAAAAUGAAUAUGAUAUAGUAAAUAUGUUCCUUUUUACAAUUUAUACCAUAUACACAAAUG
This is a messenger RNA of Nylanderia fulva, 2319 nucleotides long. Lineage: Eukaryota; Metazoa; Arthropoda; Insecta; Hymenoptera; Formicidae. The record is from RefSeq and is a predicted model, not a curated record.